This is a messenger RNA of Seminavis robusta, 684 nucleotides long. Lineage: Eukaryota; Bacillariophyta; Bacillariophyceae; Naviculales; Naviculaceae. The record is from the annotation of a GenBank genome assembly.
AUGUUCCCAACAUCACAACGUGCUUCGCAGCCUGCUCCUCCAGUUCCUCCUCCUCCUGCAGGAUUCAAAGGAAUUUAUACUCCAGUUCGUCCUGCUACUGGCACUGGUGGCGGACCUGCAGCGCCUCCAGUUACACGUCCGCCACAAACUGCUCCUGCCACUUCCGGCGGUGGACCUGCACAGCCUCCUGGUCCUCCCAAAGGACCGCCUCCACUCUCAAUGUCACGAUGUGCUUCACAGCCUGCUCCUCCAGUUCCUCCUCCUCCUGCAGGAUUCAAAGGAAUAUAUUCUCCAGUUCGUCCUGCUACUGGCACCAGUGGUGGUCCUCCAGCACCUCCAGUUCCAUGUCCGCCACAAACUGCUCCUGCCCCUUCCGGCGGUGGACCUCCACAGCCUCCUGGUCCUCCCAAAGGACCGCCUCCACUCUCAAUGUCACGAUGUGCUUCACAGCCUGCUCCUCCAGUUCCUCCUCCUCCAGGAUUCAAAGGAAUUUAUUCUCCAGGUCGUCCUGCUACUGGCUCUGGUGACGGACCUCCAGUGCCUCCAGUUCCACGUCCGCCACAAACUGAUCCUGCCCCUUCCGGUGGUGGACCUCCACAGCCUCCUGGUCCUCCCAAAGGACCUCCUCCACUCCCAACGACAUCCUCCUCUGCCGCCGCCUCCGAGACCUUCAGUGCCUCCUAA